AUGGAGAGAGGAGGAGGAGGAGGAGGGGGGGAGAAGGAGGGAGAAGGAGGGAGAAGGAGGGAGAAGGAGGGAGAAGGAGGGAGAAGGAGGGAGAAGGAGGGAGAAGGAGGGAGAAGGAGGGAGAAGGAGGGAGAAGGAGGGAGAAGGAGGGAGAAGGAGAAGGAGAAGGAGAAGGAGAAGGAGAAGGAGAAGGAGAAGGAGAAGGAGAAGGAGAAAGGGGAGGAUAAUUAUUAA
Molecule: messenger RNA, 234 nt
Organism: Botrytis deweyae
Lineage: Eukaryota; Fungi; Ascomycota; Leotiomycetes; Helotiales; Sclerotiniaceae
Exons: 1
Coding region: 1-234 (77 amino acids)
Source: RefSeq, a predicted model, not a curated record